Messenger RNA from Daucus carota subsp. sativus, 1991 nucleotides. RefSeq names its product glucomannan 4-beta-mannosyltransferase 1. Lineage: Eukaryota; Viridiplantae; Streptophyta; Magnoliopsida; Apiales; Apiaceae. Gene Ontology annotation, cellular component: Golgi apparatus. The coding region runs from base 112 to 1731 and encodes 539 amino acids. The transcript has 9 exons. The record is from RefSeq and is a predicted model, not a curated record. Gene Ontology annotation, molecular function: mannan synthase activity.
CUUCUUUGAAUUACAAAAUGUGUCAAUGAUAAAAAGAAUAAAGUAGCUUUGUUUGUUGUAGAUAUUAGAAUAUAUAUAAGUGGGAGGUGCAGAGGCAUUGAGCAGCAAGAAAUGGUGAGGGGAGAGUUGGAAACAGUGGUGCUUCAGAGCAUUACACUGAAUGGCAUCUUAGACCAAGUUUUGAUGCUGUGGGACUUGAUCAAAGAGCCACUAAUUGUGCCAUUGUUAAAAUUAAUGGUGAAUAUUUGUUUAGUGAUGUCAGUUCUGUUGUUCAUUGAGAGAGUCUACAUGGCAAUUGUCAAGGUUUUCAUCAAAUUGCUACGACGAAAACCCGAAAAGAAUUACAAGUGGGAGGCCAUGCAAGGUGAAGAUCUUGAGCUGGGGAGUUCAGCUUAUCCUAUGGUGUUAGUUCAGAUACCAAUGUACAAUGAAAGAGAGGUGUAUCAGUUCUCAAUUGGUGCAGCAUGUGUUCUGUCAUGGCCUUCGGACAGAAUUAUAGUUCAAGUUCUCGAUGAUUCGACAGAUUUAGCCAUUAAGGAUAUGGUGGAGAUGGAAUGUAUGAAGUGGGCAAGCAAAGGUAUUAACAUUAAGUACGAGAUCAGAGACAAUAGAAAUGGGUAUAAAGCAGGAGCCCUCAAACAAGGAUUGAAGCACAGCUAUGUGAGCCAAUGCGACUUUGUUGCCAUCUUUGAUGCUGAUUUCCAGCCCGAGCCUGAUUUCUUAAUGCGCACCAUUCCUUUCUUCGUGCACAAUCAUGAUAUUGGCCUUGUUCAGGCUCGUUGGAAAUUCGAUAAUGCAGACGAGUGCUUGAUGACAAGAAUGCAAGAGAUGUCUUUGAAUUAUCACUUUAUUGUGGAGCAAGAAGUGGGUUCCCAGACAUAUGCAUUUUUUGGCUUCAAUGGAACUGCAGGUGUCUGGAGAAUUAAAGCCCUUAAUGAAGCAGGAGGAUGGAAGGACAGAACUACUGUUGAGGACAUGGAUUUGGCUGUCCGAGCUACCCUCCAAGGAUGGAAGUUUGUUUUUGUCGAUGACAUUAGGGUAAGAAGUGAACUUCCAAGUACUUUCAAAGCCUUCCGCUAUCAACAACAUCGAUGGUCGUGUGGACCUUCUAACCUCUUCAAAAAAAUGGCUGCAGAAAUUGCAACAAACAAGAAAGUGACUUUGUGGAAGAAGUUAUACGUGCUAUAUAGUUUCUUCUUUGUAAGAAAGGUUGUGGCCCAUAUCGUCACAUUCGCCUUCUACUGUGUGGUUUUGCCAUUGUCUUGUUUAGUUUCUGGAGUUGAUGUUCCUAAAUGGGGUGUUAUUUACAUUCCUACCACUAUAACCCUUCUCAACGCGGUUGGAACUCCAAGGUCACUGCACCUAGUGAUUUUUUGGGUCGUUUUUGAAAACGUUAUGGCAAUGCACCGGACAAAAGCAACAAUAAUCGGGCUACUGGAGAUAGGGAGAGUCAAUGAGUGGGUUGUCACGGAAAAGCUAGGAGAUGCUUCCAAAACUAAACCUUCCAGUAGUGUCCCUCUGCUUACUAAAGCCCCUGCCAAGAAAUCAAGCUCCAGAAUUUUGGGGAGAUUCAACGGGCUAGAGCUGAUAUUUGGAGUUUUUAUGCUCUUCUGCGCCUGGUAUGAUUUCAAUUACGGAAAGUACCAUUAUUACAUCUACCUCUUCCUUCAAUCAAUCGCAUUCUUUGUUGUCGGGGUUGGAUAUGUUGGCACAAUUGUUCCAAGCAAAUAGAGAGCGAUCACCAAAGCACAUGAAGUGACAUUGAGAUCAGCUCUCUGUAGGAACAGAAGAAUUGUUUAGAAGAAUAUGUCAAUAGUUAAAGUUAGAUUCUUUUUGGCUAGUGCAGUGUAUAAGAAACUCUAGUCAUUAUUUUUUGUGCAUAAGCACUUAAUAAGCUUGUUAGGCAAUAAAAUCUUCAUGUCCUUGAUCAAGCUGUAUGCAUAAAAAUUAAGGAACGACGAUGCCUUAAAUUUUAGGUAAACGUUUUUCUA